Molecule: messenger RNA, 438 nt
Organism: Cryptococcus wingfieldii CBS 7118
Lineage: Eukaryota; Fungi; Basidiomycota; Tremellomycetes; Tremellales; Cryptococcaceae
Exons: 1
Coding region: 1-438 (145 amino acids)
Source: RefSeq, a predicted model, not a curated record
AUGGCCUCGUCAACGGCGAGAUUGGCUCCGGCGGGUCGUCCGCCCUCUCUCGAGGACUUCUUCAUCUCCGCCGUCCAAACCAUCCUCUCAUCUUCAUCAACCAACGCCCCUUACUCGUCCGCUCCCUGGGCCCGAUCUACCAAAUCCGAGAGGUCGACCAACGACAAGCCCCUCGUCGUCGCCAUGGCCGAGGCCAAAGUCUGCUACUUUAACACCACCCGCACCUUCCCUCCCCUGCACCACUUCCGCCAAGAAGAGCUUUCUCAAAUGCUGCUCGAGUUGUUCUACCCGAUCCAGCCGGAGAGGUAUCACAGCCGCAGAUACAAGUUUGUGCGCAAGUCGAAAGCUGGCUCCACGCCUGCGCGGUAUGUGGUGCAUGGGAAGGAAAGGAGACAGUACGAAGAGGACAAGGCCGAGUUUGAUGAUGCGCCUGGAUGA